Messenger RNA from Eptesicus fuscus (big brown bat), 693 nucleotides. RefSeq names its product VHL binding protein 1 (gene VBP1). The record is from RefSeq and is a predicted model, not a curated record. Bases 25 to 618 code for a protein of 197 amino acids. NCBI's taxonomy places the organism in Eukaryota, Metazoa, Chordata, Mammalia, Chiroptera, Vespertilionidae. Gene Ontology annotation, cellular component: prefoldin complex; cytoplasm. The transcript is spliced from 6 exons. Gene Ontology annotation, biological process: tubulin complex assembly; protein folding; microtubule-based process. Gene Ontology annotation, molecular function: tubulin binding.
UAGUCGCGCGCGAGCUUCCCCAAGAUGGCGGUGGCUAGAGAUGCCUGUGGCUUAGGAGAACUCGCUGCAGGGAACGGGCGGCGGCUGCACCUGGGCAUUCCUGAGGCCGUGUUUGUGGAAGAUGUGGAUUCCUACAUGAAACAGCCUGGGAAUGAGACUGCGGAUACAGUGCUAAAGAAGUUGGAUGAACAGUAUCAGAAGUAUAAGUUUAUGGAACUCAACCUUGCUCAAAAGAAAAGGAGGCUAAAGGGCCAGAUUCCUGAAAUUAAGCAGACUUUAGAAAUUCUGAAAUACAUGCAGAAGAAAAAAGAGUCCACCAAUUCAAUGGAGACCAGAUUCUUACUGGCAGAUAACCUGUACUGCAAAGCUUCAGUCCCUCCUACCGAUAAAGUGUGUCUGUGGUUGGGGGCUAAUGUAAUGCUUGAAUAUGAUAUCGAUGAAGCUCAGGCAUUGUUGGAAAAGAAUUUAACAACUGCCACAAAGAACCUGGAUUCUCUUGAGGAAGACCUUGACUUUCUUCGAGAUCAAUUUACUACCACUGAAGUCAAUAUGGCCAGGGUUUAUAAUUGGGACGUAAAAAGAAGAAACAAAGAUGAUUCCGCCAAGAACAAAGCAUAAUUCUGGCAAUGAAAAAUGUGGUUCAUUUUUCCAAACGUGUUCUUUUAAAUAUUCCAAGGUUUAUUCUUAAAGGUU